Molecule: messenger RNA, 831 nt
Organism: Acanthosepion pharaonis
Lineage: Eukaryota; Metazoa; Mollusca; Cephalopoda; Sepiida; Sepiidae
Source: the annotation of a GenBank genome assembly
AUGGUUUUGUAUUUUCGGAUCUUAUUUACAUUUUUAUUAUUUGAACAAACACUUGACAUUUUGCUUUUUGCAAUUCUUAUACUUCUCUUUCUUUUUCUAUUCCUUCUUUUUACAUUCCUCCUACUUAUUCUUUUUCUUCACCUUCUCUUCCUCUUUUUCUUUUUCUUUCUUCUUCUUCUUCUUCUUCUUCUUCUUCUUCUUCUUCUUCUUCUUCUUCUUCUUUACAUAUCACGCCAAACCCAGUUUCUUAGUCCACAACUGCUCUCUCGUUACGUUCUUCAUCUCUCUCUCUCUCUCUCUCUCUCUCUCUCUCUCUCUUAUAUACGACUUCCACGUCAUUUCCCCACCCACAACCUCCUCACACUCCGCAAAAUUUACCUCUCCACCCUCUUGAUUCUCUUCGUCCUCACUCUUUUUUCUCAUCCUCUUCACAUUUUUCCUGCCAACUUUACUCACAUUAUUCCUCCUCAUCCUACUCACAUACUUCCCUGUCGACAUGCUCAUAACGUUCUCCUCACACUCUUCCUUCUCGCCUUCUUCCUCCUCCACAUUUGCUCUACUUCCUCCUCACACUUUCCCUCUUCGCACUAUUUAACCUCAUACACGCCCUCCUCGACCUAUUACUCCACCACGUCCUCAUGCCCUUCUUCUUCUACCGCGUUACCCUCCUCACACUCAUCUUCUUCGUUAUCACCAUACAAUUACUUCCAGCAAUUUUCCUUCACUCCCUCCUCAUCUCUUUCCUCCACGUCUUCAACGCGAUCUUCCUCACCGACCUCUUCUUCCUCUUCACAGAUUUCCUCCUUAUCCUUCUUCAAAAAUUCCUCCUGA